Molecule: messenger RNA, 1745 nt
Organism: Exaiptasia diaphana
Lineage: Eukaryota; Metazoa; Cnidaria; Anthozoa; Actiniaria; Aiptasiidae
Product: tether containing UBX domain for GLUT4
Exons: 18
Coding region: 1-1602 (533 amino acids)
Molecular function (GO): protein binding
Source: RefSeq, a predicted model, not a curated record
AUGGCUGCCUGCAAGAGUGUUGUUGUUCUUUGCCCAAAUGCACGGCGACAAACAGUGAAAGUUGGCCCUACGACAACUAUACUACAAAUUUUAGAGGAGGUUUGUAAAAAGCAAGGUUUAUCAUGUCAGGAAUAUGCUAUAAAGCAUCAAAGAAAGAUUCUGGAUGAGACUUUACCAAUAAGGUAUUCAGGACUGUCUAAUAAUGCACACCUUGAGGUGGUGCUACACACAAAGACUGUCAAAAAUGAUGCACCAUGUACUAUAGCACUACAACUAGCAUCUGGAGAAAGACUUUUGAAAGACUUCCCUCCAGAAUACUCUUUAUGGGAUGUUAUUUUAUAUUGGAACUCUCAAGAAGAUAGUCCUCACCAUGAAAAGUUAACAGGASAAAAAGGACAAGAGGCUGUCUGUGUUUAUAUGACACAAAGAGUAAGUGGAGAGCAUACAUURAAGAAUACAACCCUGCAUAGUCUUGGUCUGACUGGAAAAAGAGCCAUUAUCAGAUUACUUCAUGAAGUAUCUACCAUCUCUAGUGAACCUGCUGUCAUUGAACCUAAAAAAUCUUCAAUACAAAAAGAAUCAUUUCCGGAAUCCUCCAAUCAGUCUWGUCMKAUUACUGMAACAAAUGUACAAGCAAAAGAUAGGCAAUUGCCAUCUGGUAUUGAAGAAGAGAUAUCAAAUGUAACUCCASUAGCACAAGACAGACACAGACAAUUGGACUCCAAGACUGUCAGUCCUGAUAGAGCUGCAAGAGAUCCAAAAAGAAYCAGAAUUGCUGGACCAGAUCCUUUGUUUCCUGACUUUAAGUUUCCAGAUCGUCCUGCUGUUAAGAUUUCUGAGACUCAAUCAUCACUUGUAACUGAAGAAAGGCUUCAUUUUCUUGCUACACCUUGUGAGCGAUGUCCUGUUGUAUUUAAAGAAGAUGAUCAAACUUUAACAGUAAAAGACCAAGACCUACCAGACUCAUUUUAUGAUGUAACAAUUGAAGACUUACGAAAGAUGUUACAAGGUUUACAAAGUGAAAGGGUGAAAUCACAAGACAUGCCAUUAUUGACAAAAGCAAUGCGAGAGAGUCGSCGGCUUGAGGAAAUGUGUAAAUAUGAAAGAGUAGUGAUUCGUGUGAAAUUCCCUGACAGAUUUGCUUUACAAGGCUUCUUUAGACCACAAGAAAAAGUGUCUGCACUAAUGGAGUUUGUCAAGUCCCAUUUACAAGAUCCAGGCAUUUCAUUCUAUUUAUAUACAACUCCACCAAGGACUGAACUGAAGAACAAGAAUGAUACCCUUUUUGAUGCUCAUUUAUGUCCAGCUUCUCUUGUGUACUUUGGUUGUAAAGAAAAGAAAGAUCACUUCUUAUCCAAUCAUCUCCUUAGUAAUGUUGCAACAGCAUUAGAUGCAGAGAAAACUGUCUUAGAUUCUGGCAUCCGUGGUUCUGGUACCUCUAGACCAUCCACAGAUCACGGCACAGAGCAUGACAUUAACUCAUCAACAACCACAAGUAAUACAACAAAUGAACAUAUAGCCAUCCAGUCAAAUAACUCAGUACCACCCCCAGGGGGAUCUGGUGGUAAGGUACCUAAAUGGUUUAAGGGAGUAGGAAAAUGAGAGAAAAUUGAUUGGAUAUGCAGAUUAAUAUUAUUAGAAUCAAGACAAAAUAACACUGUUACAAUAGUUAAAUCACAUAUGCRUUGUUUAAUAAUAUAAGAUUUAUGCAAUAAAAUGUGAAAUAAAGAUUAUCAGUUGUGUUU